AUGCUGUACGACUACGAAAUAGGCGUUGACUCGCAGCUUGCUGCUGAAAUGGACGGGCUGGAAUUAGAGCUCAACUUCCAACAUGCUGCAGCCAAGAGCGAUCGUUUUUCCAGACUGCUCUUCCCUAGAAAUUUUCCCGGUGCCAAUUCUAAGGAGAGACUCGCUUACCUUUACAAUAUUACAGAAGAGGUGCCAGAUACUAAUGGAGGAGUCCGCAUAACGAAAAUCCCGGUAAAUGAACAUGAGCCUUACCAAAGACGACAACAACGGGGAAUCACUGUUGCUGACGCACUGGCUCAAGAAAAGGAGCGUGCUGAGGGGCUGAUGAAAGAGUAUGGCGGUGACAUCAAUUAUUUGCCAGUUGUCGGUAUUCACUAUGCCAUGUGGCUUGGCGAUGACCUUUUGGCUCCACCGAUUGAUUAUACUUACGACCGUGGAGAUGUUGAGACAGGAAUGAUGGAGCACCUGGAGAUCUGCUGUGGCGCAACUCUUCCUGGCCUAGAAGCGGCGAUCGAACUCAUGACUUCAGGAUCGCAGCACUUCGUCAUUUGCAAACCUGAGUGGGCAUAUGGAAAGUGGGGCAUGCUUCCGCGAAUUCCCGGCAACGCAACGAUCGUCUUCCAAGUCAAACUGUGCUACAUCACCUACGAACUUCACGAACGCUUCAUCCGGAUGCCGAUGAAAUACAGAGCAAAGAUCCCACUCAAAGCCAUCAUGGCAACAUGCAAGAGACUCAAGACAAAAGCCAAGGAACAGUUCUCAAAAGCGAGUGAGGGUGUCCGCGACGUCAACAGCAACACUGGCGAGGAGAAGAUCGAACCUAGCAGGAAUCAAAACGAUUACUUUGGUGCCGAGCGAUCCGGCGACUUACUCGCCCAAGCGAUUCACUGCUUAGAGCGUGCCGUGUGCAAAAAUUUGGAAGAUGAAUUGCAGCUAAAGAAGUAUCUGAUAUACCUGAACUGUGACGCCUGCCUCGCUUACAGAAAAGCGAAGCCCGGUUUAUACAAGAAGGCAAUAGGCGUUGGAGAGCAAGUCUUGCGCAUUUUCGAGGAACUGCUGGAACACUACAGGAAGGACGAAGAAAGGGCUUUGGAAUUUCUUGCUCAGUUCUAUCCAAAAUUGAACAAGACACGAUUCAACUUGAUGGAGCUCUAUAGCCGGGACCCAUUCAACCAUUCUUCGGAUGUCGUUUCUCUAUACGGUGCUUUUGAGGAUGAAAUUUGCCAUCAAAACGAGGACGAUUUGCCAUACAAAAAUUAUGCCAACAAGAAAGAGCGACGAAUGAUGAAAGAACUCAUGGAGAAGAUCGAAAAGACCAACGAAGCCUGGGCUAAGCGACAGAAGGAGGAAAAGGAUGAGAAAGAAGAGGAGGAAGAAGAGGAUGGUCCAGUCAAGGCUAAAGAAGAUGAUGCCAGCAAAGUCACGAGACUCAAACCGAAAGGUCUCGAUUUAGAAAAGUGUAUCGAAGCGUUAGUGCAAGAAGACAAGGACUCUCCAACUCGCGACAUUCCCUUUGGUGGCAGCUAUGAAUACUACAAAAAUUUCGUGGAUAAUUUCGCCAAAGACAAAGAUUGGUUCGAUCAUCUGUUCUCCCAUCAUUUCACCACUAAGUGCGCGGUCCAGUUCAUCGUCGCUUACGCAAACAGCAAAGGGAUUCAGGUCUACAAAGGGGUCGAUCCUGUCAGCGGCACGCCGAAACUUGUUAUAUCCAAAGACUUCGCUAAAUCCAUGGCCAAAGGGGGAAGUCUCUAUACUGGAGACUGA
Molecule: messenger RNA, 1764 nt
Organism: Oikopleura dioica
Lineage: Eukaryota; Metazoa; Chordata; Appendicularia; Copelata; Oikopleuridae
Source: the annotation of a GenBank genome assembly